This is a messenger RNA of Paramecium octaurelia, 944 nucleotides long. The record is from the annotation of a GenBank genome assembly. Lineage: Eukaryota; Ciliophora; Oligohymenophorea; Peniculida; Parameciidae.
AUGCAAUUCAAUUAAAAUAAAACAAAAAAAAGAAGGGUUACUCCCAGUGAUAAACAUUAAUUGUCCACAUCACAGGAGAGAUGCUUAAUACCUAAAUACAUGACUUUGAAUAAUCAGAACAUUAACAAAUCAAAUAAAUAUUAAAUCUUAGAAUAGAUAGGAUAGGGUAGUUAUAGUACUAUAUUUAUUGUGGAGGACAAGUUGCAUGGUGGUUAUUAUGCAAUGAAGAAGGUACUUUAAGAUCCCAAAUAAAUAAAUAGAGAAUUGGAAAUACAUAUAAACAUGCGUCAUCCACAUAUUGCACCUUUACGUGAUCAUUACCAUACUUUUGAAAAUAGGGCCAAAUAUUUGCAUUUGAUUAUGGAUUUGUAUCAAGGGAAUUUGAAAAAUGCAAUUAGAGUUCCAAUAAAAAGAGUGGCAAAAUAAUUGUUUUAAGCAUUAGAAUAUUUGGAGUCAUAAAAUAUAAUGCAUAGAGAUCUUAAACCAGCAAACAUUUUGUAUUAAAGUGGAAACAUUUAUCUAGCUGAUUUUGGAAGUGCAAAAAAAAUGGAUGGAUCUAAGAGUUUGAGUUAUGUAUGUUCAAGAGCCUAUAGGGCACCAGAAUUACUAUUUGGUUAAAUAUUUUAUAAUACCAAAAUUGAUAUAUGGGCAGCUGGUUGUAUCCUGGCUGAAUUGGAAUUGGGUAAACAGUUGUUUUUUGGUCAGAAUACAGUUGAUUAGAUUGUAGAGAUAUGUAAAUUUUUGGGUACUCCUAAUGAAUUAGAAAAGGCUGAGUUGGGAUGUUAAUUCUAUAUUCCCAAUUUAUAGGCUAAGAAACUAAGUAUGAUAUUUAUUUAUAUUGUUUUGAAUUAGAAAACUGAUCCCUUAUUAAUUGAUUUAUUGUCUAAGAUCUUUGUUUUUAGUCCAUCAAAAAGAAUCAAUUGCAGUGAAGCCUUAAGACAUCC